AUGGCCUGCUGUGCUACUAGCUUCUGUGGCUUUCCCACAUGCUCCACUGGUGGCACCUGUGGCUCCAGCUGCUGCCAGCCCAGCUGCUGCCAGCCCAGCUGUUGCCAGCCCAGCUGCUCCCAGUCCAGCUGUUGCCAGCCCACAUGCUGUCAGACCAGCUGCUGUGGAACUGGCAGUGGCCAGGAGGGUGGCAGUGGAGGCGUGAGCUGCCGCGUUAGAUGGUGCCGCCCAGACUGCCGCGUGGAAGGCACCUGCCUGCCUCCCUGCUGUGUGGUGAGCAGCACACCCCCAACCUGCUGCCAGCUGCACCAUGCCCAGGCCUCCUGCUGCCGCCCCUCCUACUGUGGACAGUCCUGCUGCCGCCCAGCCUGCUGCUGCUACUGCUGCCCGCCCAGCUGCUCUGAGCCCAGCUGUUGA
Peromyscus californicus insignis is the source of this 417-nucleotide messenger RNA. RefSeq names its product keratin-associated protein 9-3-like. The record is from RefSeq and is a predicted model, not a curated record. The transcript has a single exon. Gene Ontology annotation, cellular component: keratin filament. Lineage: Eukaryota; Metazoa; Chordata; Mammalia; Rodentia; Cricetidae. Bases 1 to 417 code for a protein of 138 amino acids.